Molecule: messenger RNA, 5351 nt
Organism: Oncorhynchus mykiss (rainbow trout)
Lineage: Eukaryota; Metazoa; Chordata; Actinopteri; Salmoniformes; Salmonidae
Product: CXADR-like membrane protein
Cellular component (GO): membrane; cell surface; cytoplasmic microtubule
Source: RefSeq, a predicted model, not a curated record
AAAUGCCUUUGUGGUCAGAUGAAACAAUGUGAGCGCUUCAGGCUCUAGAGGUCUCCAUCCAGCAUGCAGCAACAUCCACCUAUCGGAAUUCUUCCCCUCACUGUCUAGUGCAGCGGACAGCGGUAUAGGAAGGAGAGGAGAACGCUCAGCCACGGAGACAGAGGGAACCUGAGACACGCACGCGUCCCGAACGACACAGAAAGAAAGGGAACUUUGAUUUGACGCGUGGCCGAUAAUGAUCAAAUUGACGACACGAAAGAGCUGCAUUCCUUAGUGAAGGGAAUAAUUGACAUUUCGAGUAUUCCAAUAUAUAAUGUCCUUGGAUCCCUGCUCAUUGUAGAUUAUAUUUAAUUGCUCUCUCCUAUUUCUGAAAUCUGUAUUUAUUGUGAUUGUACACUUCGUUCACCCGCAUGAAUUUUAAGGCAGUCUGAACGCAUUGUUUCCAGUUUCGUCGCAUGGGAUUUCCAGUCGUGUCGGGUGCGGUGAUGUCUGCAACAUUUCGCUCUUUGUUUCUGGUGCUGCUGAGCCUGCUGACGGCCGGCGCCCAGACAGAAAUGAAGAGAGUUGUCGGAGACAACACCACCCUGCCGUGCCACCAUCAGUUCUGGCAAUCCAAUGUGCAGUUGCUUGACAUUGAGUGGCUACUGCAGAAGCCCAACUCCAAGCAGAGAGUGAUCAUCACGUUUUUCGGGGGCCAGGUUUACACCAACGAGGUGACCAGCGGGACCAGUCGUCUGUCUUUCGCUGGGGACUACCUGAAAGGAGACGCCUCCCUGCUCCUCAGUGACUUACAGCUGACCGACUCUGGGGAGUACUACUGCAAGGUCAAGAUGGGGGGAAAGUACCACUGGAGCCAGGUCAACCUCAUAGUGCUGGUGAAGCCCUCUAAGCCACGAUGCUGGAUGGACGGCAGGCUGCUGGAGGGCAGUGAUGUUAAACUGAGCUGCAAAUCCAGUGACGGCUCAGACCCUAUCAAAUACAAUUGGGAGAGGGUGCUGGAUAAGGGAAAGAGUGUUGGGAACCUCCCCCUACUGGCACUGAGAGAUCUGAAGAAUCCAGAGAUCGUUACCCUGCGGAACCUGACGAAGGACAGUACAGGUGUCUACAAGUGCACUGCCAGCAAUGACGUUGGCGAGGAGAACUGCAUCAUCGAGGUCACCAUGCAGUAUGUUCGAGGGAUGGGCGUGCUGGCAGGUGCCGUGGUGGGCGUCUCCUUUGGUGUUCUCCUCAUCAUCCUAAUCAUCUGGCUCGUCUUCCGCAAGAAGGAGAAGAAGAGGUAUGAGGAGGAGGAGACUCCCAAUGAGAUCAGGGAGGAUGCAGAGGCUCCCAAGGCCAAGCUGGUGAAGCCCAACUCUCUGUCCUCGUCCCGCUCUGGCAGCUCCCGCUCCGGGGCCUCCUCAACACAGUCCAUGGUGCACAACACUGCCCCCCACGGGCACCGCCCUCGGCCCCCAGCGAUAGCUGCCCUCAAGGAGAAUGGACAGCCACCUGACUUCCCCCAGUCCCCCCCAGCAUACACAACGGUGGUACCCCCCAUCAAGACCCCUGAGCCCCCUGGCACCCCCAAAUUCAACAUCAACUCCAGGAAACAUAUCUCUGGGCCCACUCCCCCCACUCUCAUGGUCCCUGCCCAGACCAAGGCCUUUCAAACUGUGUAGGAUGGAGAAGAAAGUCCAUCCUGGCUAUGUUGAUGUGUAAAACCCACCCCUUCAAAGACACAAACUCUUCCGUUAAACAACGAAAUGCAAGUAGUAAAAGGAUGUAAUUAAGAUAAUCAAUAAUAUAAACCCCAAAACUUUUAAUGAAUGCAUACUUUAAAAGGGAAAAUAAGAAAUGCUUGCCCCCUACUGAAUAAAAAACAACAAAAACAAAAAAACUGAGACAGAACACAUUUUUGUUUGUCUCGUGGCUAAAUAACUUAUUUUUACACUUUUCUUUCUACUUUGAAGUCAUGGGAAGCAAUGAGCGGGCACAGCGCUGUGUGCGGUGAGGUGUAAGAAAAACCCAGAGUGGAGAUUUUAUGUAUCAAAUCAAAAGGACAGGAAGAGUGCAGAGAAAAAGGAAGAAAGAAGGAAUUGGUUGAGAAAAGAGAUCCAAAGUCUGCACCAGGUGCCGGUGGAGACACGCAGCUGACGACAUGACGGAGGGAUGAGGGCAUGAAAUGCUGAGAGAGAACCACGCCUCUUUAUUUUGGCCUAGUGGUGUCUCUGACUCAUCCAACCACACCACUCCCAACAGGCAGACACACCGGAGCAUCCAGCCCCCACUACAACCACACACCCCUGGCUUUCUGACAGAGAGCAUGCUGUGUGCCCUGUGAGGAGAGAAACCGCUAGAUCAACCCUCCAGAACACAGGCAGCCGAUGGCACCUUAUUUGGAGAGGACGGGCUCAUAGUAAUGGCUGGAAUGAAAUACAUGGAAUGGUAUCGAACACGUCAAACACAUGGUUUCAUUGUGUGAUGCUAUUAAAUGCACUCCAUUCCAGCCAUUAUUAUGAGCCGUCCUCCCCUCAGCAGCCUCCUGUGCUCCAGACUCUGUGAUGCUUUACGGGCUCCAUGACGACAUCUGAGACACAUCAUGUUCCAUGGUCCUGACCCCAUUCAGAGAACAGCUAAUUUGCUUUUCUCAAUAGGAGAAACUUUAGCCACAUUCAUAGGAUGUAGCACUGACAUGGUAGUCAGAGUUCUGAUGAAACUUUUAUUUUUCUCACCCCAUCCUCUCUCAGCUCUGUGGAUUGGUAAUUCCAGUCCUCGGGGUCUAGAGUGCUGUCACACUGUUCCCCAAUCCCUAGCAAACACAGCUGAUUAAACCAAUUUAAUUCUAAACUGAACAUCAUGAUUAGUUGAUAAUUGGAGUCAGGUGUGUUAGCUGGGGCUGGGGCAAAAGUGUGACACCAAUCAGGCCCCUGAGGACUGGCGUUACCAUCCCAUAUGGUACGGAAACUCCUCCCCAAAAACUGAUGAAUUGGGUGUUAACGUACAGAAAAUAGAGACACAUGACUGAAUAUACUGAAUAAUAAAAAUAACUUUAAGACAAAUGAGGUUUAAUAUCUAUUUAAUUUCAGGUUGUGGAGGGUGACAGACAGCUGUGUCUCAGCCUGAGGAAGUGCCACCAAUCCCCAGGAUGGGUCAUCGUUGCUUUAUUUACUCAUUUAUUUACCUCCACUGUUUUGCAAUGUUACGGAAACCAAAACCUGUCAAAAAGUCAAUGAAUGUGUGUUGAACAAAGAUGGUCACUACGGUUAUUGUCUAUGCUUUGUAAGGUACUGAAUAGAAGGAAGUAAAACAUAGUUAGAGAGACACAAAUGACAUUGAAGUUAAUCCCCGAAAUACUGUGGAUGAUUGAAUAGAGGAAGGAGUAUGAUUCUAGGGACUAUUGUACAGUGUGCAUGGUUCCACCCCUGGUAGGUACUCUCCUUGGAUCCACAACAACAGAGUGCCACUCGAUUACUGUCUCAUUGUUUUGAUAGUUUCUCUGUACAUUCUCUGUACAUUGGCCAAGCUUUGGCAUCAGCCAUCCCCUUUGUUGUACAUCUGUCUGACCCUGUGCAGUUUGAAUGAAGUAGGCUAUUUAGUGUGCCUUUGUAAUCCCUAUCCCUGUUGAUGGUUUCUUUUUCUGUCCUUAUCAUGAAUGCACAUGUGGUUUGAGUUAUGUGUUGAUCCAGCUUUGGGAAUCUACUGCCAAAACACAGUGAGACAGGGGCAUUAACCAAACCUGUGGGAUUAUAUGUAUCUGAUCAGAGUCCAUCUGCGCUCUUUUAAGGUCCUUACUACUGAAAAGGGUCUGUUGCAGGUGCGUAGGAGUCAAAGUAACAAUACUGGACGAGAUAGAGACCUGCACCUUGUCGAAAAAAGAAUAGAUCCAAAACUUAGGCUUGAAUGCAAAAUCAAGAUGUUUAUUGAAACAUCAUGGUGUCCAAAGAAUAUAGCAUAGUGCAUAAAUAAAAUGUGAAAACAAAACACAAAUGUUUCUUCCUCAGGCCAUCAGUGGACAUUUUCAGCACACACCUGGUUUCUAUUUCAAUGAUACUUGCAUGUCACAUGGGCAAGAAAAUACAUCAGAAAAUCUAUAAAGUAGUACCUAGUACAAUAGAAUGCAUGAUCUAGAUUAUAUACAAUUGCGGACAGAGAGAAAUCAUCAAUUAUUACUUAUAGAUGUACAAUGUGAACAUUUCCUCAAAAUAAAUAACACAGGAUUGUAAGAGUGGGAGCUAGAGACACCACUAGCUGGGGGUAUCGUACACAAAUAGUUGCAGAAAACACUUCAAUAACAAUUAUUCAUUCAUGCCUAAAAUACAAUAUGACGUUAGAAGACCUGCAUGUGGAUACUGUUUGAUAGUGUAUUGUUUUCCAGUGGCAGAGCUGUUGAAUACGCUCACUUUGUAAUAGGUAUCCUUACAUGCUGCACAACUACGACAGAGGUAGAAGCCAGUCACCUGGUGUCAGUCCCUGACAUUCCUGGCCCUGUAGUGUGAAAAGAGAGGAGGGUCAGAGAAAAUCUUUUGGCAAGCAGGAUCAGCAAUAAGCACAUUCCAAUGCUACUUAAUAGCUCCCUUGAUGUCAUCACUCCCUUGAUGUCAUCACUCACAGAACAAUAUGUAACAGUACAGACAUGAAUGGUUUUUAUUUUAUUAAUUUUUGUAUUACUUUUAUCCCUUCUAGUAGAGAGAGAGUAGAGGUCUCAUCAAUGGUACGUACUCUACUGAGAGCACUAGAGGCAUGUAGGCUUUGUAUACAAAGUAGUGGACAAAGACCCUGACUGAAGGCGUACAAGGGUAUCCCGGAAGAAUAUCUCGCUAUGACUAAUCUCUGCUGUAAACUAGAUCAUAUGUAACCCAAUCACAAUUCAGAAUGUGUACAUCUCCAUAAUGAGACAACAUUCCAUGCCAAGGGAAUGAUGUACAUUAUAAAACUUAUUCAGGAUCGGUGGGUCCCCUGCGGGACAGUUGAGUUAACGAAGGCUAAUGUGAUUAGCAUGAGGUUGUAAGUAACAAGUAAACAUAGCUGAUAUUGUCUGAAAGCUUACAUUCUUGUUAAUCUAACAGCACUGUUUACAGUAGCUAUUACAUUGAAAUAAUACCAUGCUAUUGUUUGAGGAGAGUGUACAGUUUUGAACAUUAAAAGUUAUUAAUGAACAAAUUAGGCACAUUUGGGCAGUCUUGAUACAACAUAAUGAAAAUGAAUGCAAUGGUUCAUUGGACCAGUCUAAAACAUUCACAUACACUGGUGCCAUCUAGUGGCCAAAAUCUAAAUUCCACCUGGGCUGGAAUAAUACAUUAUGGCCUUUCUCUUCCAUUUAAAAAAUGAUGGUACAAAAAAAUACAAAACUUUUUUUAUUUGUAUUAUCUUUU